Hylaeus volcanicus is the source of this 6736-nucleotide messenger RNA. RefSeq lists its product as uncharacterized. Bases 3235 to 6498 code for a protein of 1087 amino acids. NCBI's taxonomy places the organism in Eukaryota, Metazoa, Arthropoda, Insecta, Hymenoptera, Colletidae. The transcript is spliced from 7 exons. The record is from RefSeq and is a predicted model, not a curated record.
GGACAAAGAGUUUCCUGUCGUUUUGCAAUUCCUUCUUGUACAUUUAUGGGGAUUUGUGAAUAAACAGAGUGAUUCUUCUACAGACCUUCCAAUUUAUUUAGAUGGUAUCGGGUUGUCUGGAAAGUUCAUGUCGAUUUUUGAUGGAAAAAUUGUGGAUCAAAAUGGUGCCAAUGUAAUUCAAGAAAUAUAUGUGAACAUUCAAAUGUGACUUUGAAUUUUUCUUAAAAAUUGGCACGAACUUUCGAACUUUCUGGAGAACCCAAUAACUAGGAAGUAAGGUAUGUUUGUCUAAUUUCUUCAUCUUUGAUUUAUUUGGAUCGUAACUAGCAAGUAAGGUAUGCUUAUCUACUUUUAUUGAUCUUUAAUUUAUUUAGUUUGUGGCUAAAAAAUAAUGUUUGUCUACUUUGUUUGAUCUUCUGUGUUUUGUGAUUUUUAAAUUAAAUGAAAUCGUUCUUAGCGCACAUUCUACUCACUUUGUAAAGUAAACGAUAGAGGAAAUCACCGCCUCCUCGUUUAGGUAUGAAUCGAUCGUCUGAAUAAUGGAAGGUCGGAUCGUCUGGGCAACGAACGAGCAAAACAAGUAAAAUAAUUGGCAACGCAUCGCCAUUUCUCGACCAUUACCAGCAAAAUUUCAAGUGGCCACGAACGAUUGAAGCAGCUCGAUGCCGUCGUCGCUCGUUGGAUGGGGGCUCGUCCAUCAUCGGGCGGUUUGAUGACAGUUCACGGUUUUGUGGAUCUUCGGGGGAAAUGUCUGCGUAACAUCGCUUGCCGCACCAGUGUUCCCCUAUCGCCGUUAUGAAUAAGUAAAUUCUAGUCCAAUCUCUCUGGGUUCCAUUGCCGAUCGCGUUGAUUCAAAGAUUUCCAACGUCGAAUAAAAUUUGCUCGAUUAAACUUCGAUGCAGAACGGAAAUCAGAUGUUCAAUAUUUUGAAAUCUAGACAAUCGAAGUUUCUUGUAAGACGAGCAAAAUUAAAAUCAUAAAAAGUUUCUAUAUUUAUUUUUCUCGUGCAGCGGGUGCUGUGGAACUGUACCCAGUUGUCCAAAACCUGUGUGUUGUUCUCCAUCGGCAUGUUGUUCACCCCCGCCGCCCUGCUGUUCACCCACAGUCGUGUGCAGAUCAUCAUGCCCACCACGGUGUCCCCCUAAACCAACUAGAACAGCAGUUUACCUACGGCCUUGUCCGCCCUGUCCACCAUGUUGCCCGCUUCCUUGUCCACCGAAGGUGGUCGUGACCUGUCAUCCACCGCCGCCGCCUUGCCCUCCACCGCGACCGGUAGUGACGUACGUUUGCACCAAGAAAAUGGUUCCUUGUAUGCCCUGUCCGCCGCCCACGCCUCCGCCUUGCUCGCCUUGUCGACCAGCAUGCACGUCUUGCCAUCCUUGCUAGUGGUCCAGCGAAGUCUGUUUGCUGAAUACAGGAUUUGGUGACCAAUGCUGCGAGGUUAUUCCUCGUGGGAUCCAACGAGGACGACGGACGGAUGCGUGGAUAAAUCUUUCGCGACGACAAAGACGAAUUUCGAGCAAAGAACCAGAGUCCAACAAACCACACGAAAUUUUUCAAGAUUCUCCUGGAAAGAUCUGUGAACUUGAGAAAAUUGAAAAGGACGAAAUCUCCCGAGAUAUUAGACUUGAAUCACGAUUUGAGAAAAAUUCCUUACUAUUGUCAAUCCCUAAAUUGGAAAUCUUACACCAUUCGUGACAAAAAUUCUAGAUUAGACUUUACUCGAACGUGUCCCAACCCUAAAUUUGUAAACUCGAUCAAAUUUGAUUUAGUCUUAAUCAUGUCAACGACUUACGAAAAACCAUAACGAGACAAUACUCAAUUUAGACUCUAUUCCCAAACGAUCUUUUCCCAAAAUGACGAACUACGAAUUUUAAUUAACGUCGACAACUCUGAAAGUACGAAAAUUAUUUGCAACGAUGUGCCCACCUAAUUAUGGUGGUAAAAUCAUCACUUCACGACAAGUUCGACAAGCGUACGUCAAUCAACAGCGGCCAGUAACGAUUCCUGUUGAAUUAAUACUAGUGUAGCUCGUUGAAGUUUUGGAUUAACAAGGGAAUUCAUUUGUCAACGCCGAUUCACAGUUUUCCCGGAUAAGCACUGGUAUUCGUCGAGUACACGCUAGUCAAGCGUGUUAAUGUUCGACACUGCGUCGCUUCGAUACGUAUUUUUCCCCCCUAAAAAUAUGUGUUUUUUUCAAUAUGAAUCGCGACAGCAGUCUCGAACAGAAUAUAUUAUAUUUUUCCGCGCUUCGACGCACUUUUCAAACUCCAUUAACGAGCGAUCGAACGCGAUCACGAUCCGCGUCAGCGUUUUGACUGGUUGCUCGCAAUAGAAAGCAGGUACCAUUCAUUUUUUUUUUACUGUGAUUUUUUUUUUUAUGAAUCAAGUCACGAUGUCAAGAUUUUGGUACGAUUGCGGCGGCGAAGCUUCUGACUCGGUCGUAUCGCGUUCGAAGAGGAAAUUUUUGAGUGUUCUAUCGAUAUAAUUAUAUUAAUAAUUUAUUGGCGCUGACAAAUGAGAUUCACCUAAACUACAGUUACAUUUCUGCUGUAACAUCGACAACACAGCGAUGUGUGAUUCCUGUAAGCGAUACGCAAUAAAAAUAGCAAAAUAUUCAAGCUACACCUUUGUCUUUCUUAUCGAUUUCUUCUACGCCAGUAAGUAAUUAUUUUUCAACCCCUAAGUAAAGCCACGAAGACUUCUCGUGUUAUUGCUGAUUAAUCUACUCUCAAGAAUUUAAAAUAAUAUAUUCGUUAUUAUUACUUAUUCUUAUUUACUAUAAAAUAUUGCUACUCUCGAGUUUGAAUUUCUUGGACUUCUACACCAAAUUUCGAGCCAGCGUAGAAUUCGCGUUUCGUGGUUCCCAAAGAAGAGUACUCGCGUCUUGAGGCUUCAAUUUUUGCGGCUAAUCGGAUCUUAUAAUCCGUCAGAGUCGAAUUGCAGAACGCAAUUUUGCCACCAGAUUAGCACGAGAACGAAGUUAGCAGAACAUUCUCACGCGAACUGUGAAUAGAAUCCGAGUCGAGAACGUGCCCUGCGACGUGUCCAUGGCAACCCAGUCCACCGUCUUAUCAAUUUUUCGCCUUCGACCUUAAAACCCCCAGUGAACCUUGCUAAUCAGAGUUUUCAGCCCGGUGGUGAUGCAAAAUCAGCGAUAGAAAAUUACCUGGUCCAACGUGGAUGAUGUUUCUCUGGCCGCAAUCAGCACCCGAAGCAAAAUUCUAAACAACCAUGAACAAAAGGAAAGCCUCAACGGACAGAAAUGCCAAUCAGAAGGCGUCAGCGAGGCGUCCAAGCGCAUCCAGUCUGCACGCGAGGAUGAACAUGAUGCAGCAGAUGCAAUCGAGACCUGAGAAGUCACCGUCCACGCAAAAUGUCCCCUGCUUGGAGCACACGGACACGGUGAACAGGACCAUCGACGCCUGUAUCCCGAAAACGAGGUUCACUUCUCAGGACAGGUCCAGAGACAUGCGUUCGUGUUCCUCGCCAAGACUCAAGAGCUUCCCGGCAGAGAAAAUCAAAAAGUUGGAAACCCCUCCGCCGUUCGCUCCUGAGCCAAUAGGUGCUCUUAUCGUGCAGCAAAAUCCUCGAGAAGGUGGUACACUGUACGUGGGUGGGUCGAACGAGAUUCAGAACAAUGGACAGGGCGACGUGGGUGCUGCUGUUCAGCCUUUGCAUCAGCAGAGACCUCAACAGAACCUGCAGACCGCGAGCCAUCAACAGGUUGCUCCUCAUCGCGCGAUCCAUCAGAUCAGCGAGAUGAGCCCGAACUCCGAGUGCACGCUGCCCCAACAAGUCCUCAACAGUCAAGCGCAUCGUCCAUUCGUGCCACACGGAACGCGCGAGUAUUCUCCUCAAAACAAUGCCCCGUCAGGCUACAAUCCUCAUUCACUCUUCCGCAAUUCACCUCAAACCACGGCGAUAAGGCACCCGUUCGUGCAGCAGUCGUCGAGUAACGCUGGCCAGGAUCAGGAGAGAGCCAAAGCUGAGAACAACGCUGCAGAGUGUCCCAACUAUGACAAACAGCCGGUUGGAGGUCGAAACGCGACUAUGUAUAGACAACAGACGACAAAUAACCAAUCAGGACACCUGCAGUCGCAGAUAUCCAUGGCCCCCAACAUGUCAAACCUGUCGAACGGUAAUCACCAACAGCUGAGUGCUCAGAAUCUCCAUUCGACUCAAGGUUACGUGUCUCCAGUGGUGAAUCCCCAGAAUCCUCAGCAGGUCUAUCAACAAAUGCAGCAGACCUUGGCUCAGCAACAACAGAUGCAACAACGAGCCAUGUACUACCAGAUGAGGAUGAUGAACAACCAACAACAGAUGCAAGGAAGUCCUGGAAGUGUCAAUCUUUACAGGAAUCAACAGCUCAACGCGCAGACACCUAGCCAGAGCAUGACGUCGCCCCAGGAUGCGACGAUGAACCAGGUGAGAGCCUCGAGAAUGGCGGCUCCGGGUCAGCAGAACUAUCAAAUGCAUCGAGAUCUGGAUUACACGAUGAGUCCUCAAAAUGGUUGGCCGAAAGACAACCAAGUGACUCAGUAUUCGAGCAUCAAGGCUCAGCUGCAACCGUACAGCGUGGACGUGGCGAAUCAACCACACUUUGCUACUCAAAAUCAACAGCAAUUUAUACCACAGUAUCAACAGGAGCUUGUGCAUCAACGUCAGCAAUUGUACAGAAAUCCUAUGCAUGGGGAUAUCAUGAAUCAGGGUCAACAGAACUCGAUAAUCUACGGUCAGACUGGAUUCGAUCCUCAGGCUCAUCCCAGUCAACAGCCAGCUGCUCCCAAUCCUCGUCCACCAGUAAACAAUCCAGUUCGACAAUCCACUGGUGGUGGUAAGCCAAAGCUCCCUUUCACUGUUCGCAUGAUUCGCGACCAGGAAAAACUGGUGGCCACCAUGAAGCAACAGAAAGUUCCCAUGGAUGUCAUGAGAAGGCAGUUCGACAUACUGCUGGCCGAGCAGAGGAAGCAGUUGGAGCACAUCGAGGAGCUUCGACGGCAGGACGAGUCAGGGGAUGUCAAGAGACCCGUGGCCACUCCUCGUAGGAGAAAACAGGUUGAUGAAAAGCCUGAAUGGAUGAUCCACCUGACACCACCGCGACUGUCUUACAUAGAACUGGAGAAAAUGCAGGAGGAACAAAAGCAGAGGGAUCGUCAGGCUAGACAAUACGAAGAGUCUCGACAAGCUCAUCAGAUGGUUGAAAUGCAAAAUCCUCAGCAUCCUACAGGUCAGCAGGGUCAGUUCUAUCAGCAACCGAGUUUGCAGCACCAAAAUAGAGUCCCACAGGCUUACAACAACAUGUACAAUCAAGACAAUGCGAUUCCAGGGAACGUAAACACAAACGAGCCUGCAAAACCAAAUCCCAACCCAUCCACAGUAAAUUACCAAUACUAUAGCCCUCAACAAAGUGUCCCCAGCUAUCAACAGACGCAGUAUCCUUACCAACAUCAACAGAAUCCUCAGUUCCAACAGUAUCAGCAGGUCUACCAAGCCAGCCAGCAGCAGAAUCAAGACCACGUCCAUUCAACGAACAUUCCUUCAUCUUACGAGGAUAACAUUCAGCCAGAGCCGUCCAGUCUGCUGAAAAUGCGGCUGUACAAGGAACAAGUGCAACCACAGAAGCGCAACAACGGGUUGCAAGAUCCUCAAGUGCUGAGAAAGCAGAUGGAGACUGUUCAGAUGUCGGAGGACGUCAGGAAGGGCUUGGAGUACCUGGCCAGCUUGGUCUCCAAGAAACCUCCUGUUAGAUUGAACGGGAUACAGGACCGCAGCGAGAUAGAGGAGGAGUUAAAGGAGAGACUCCUGAUGUCCGCCCAAGAACCACCCAAACAGGUGUCAGCCAAUGGCCUGGAGAACACCAGGAACCCUAACAACCCUCCUCUGCAACGUUACUCAAACCCCAACAAGACCGAGUGCGACUUCCUAAGGGAGUAUCCCAGGCAGAAGGUAUCGAAUCCCAGGAACUGUUACAGUGUCCAAGCUGAGAGAGAGAAUGGGGCAGUAGCCACGGACCAGCAGCCUCCUUUCGUUCAACAGCAACUACCGGGACACAGUUCGAUCAACGUGAUCCCUUACAACGAGAAGAACCCAACCAUGGCUCGAGGAAACGUCAUGCCCUUCAGGUUCGAGAACGUCUACCCUCAGCACUACCAACAGAUGCAGCAGUACUAUCAAAACACAAGGAAUCUCGCUAGAAACAACGGCGAGGGUGACGUGGGAUCCGCUCAAAGAAUCGACGCCCACGGCAAGGCCAGCUUCGAUCGGGCAGGCGGCGAUGCCUGUGCAAAUUCGAACAAUCAGAUGGACAGGCAAAUGGCGGAGGGCAAAAUGCCAUUCCAGGGGAUGCAAUCCAGUCAACCUGACAUCCACGAGACCAGAACCAUCGGGGGUGUGAGGUACCUGGCCAGGAAACAGGGCUACAUUCCCAACACGCAAUUCGUGUCACCCGAUACUCUAAUCGCCAGCAGGCACUUGCAACCCCCGAUGAUGUACUGAUAACGUCCACCGUUUACAUUGUUUUUGUACUUGGACUUUUCGACACGUUUUACGUGGAGUUUUUCGAGUCGUAUUUUAUUUAUGCACCGAAGGCGAUUUUUAAUUAUGUAAUUUGUAGCUAACGAUGUUGUUUGAAGUCGAGGAGCUCCGACGAGUUCAAACGACGCUGUUUGUGUUUUGAGGUUUUGUUAUCCUUUUUUUUGUGAAUAAAGUGGACUUUUUAACGUUGUACAGUUCA